UAAAAAUUGCUUUAGACUGUGUUUUGAUUUCUUGCUCAAAUAAUCUGGACAUCUAAUAGUUUUUCUCAAGACCUGCAGUUAUGAACCAAUCGAGACGUCAAUUCAAACAGCUGAUAAAGAGGCGAUCGAGUCUUUUCGCUAGCGUUAAACUCAAUACCAGCUUCUCACAUAGCAUCGAGGGAGAGGACUGUGCUUUUCCUUUUUCACAGGACAGUUCUGUUAAACCAUGGACAUCAAUGGACAGACUCGACAGUCCAGCGAAUAAAGUAGAAGAUUUAAAAAAUACAAGUAAAGAAAAUAAAUGUAAUGAAACAAAGCCACUACACAGGCAUUCAGGAAUGCUAAGCCUUAAUGUAGGUGGAAAAUUGUUUCAUCUUUCCAAACAUUUAGCCAUUAAAUAUCCUCAAUCACGAAUCGGGGCUUUAGCUGUGUGUUCAGAUCCUGUAAAGCGUCUGACACUCUGCGAUGAUUACUGCGUGAUCAAAAAUGAAUUUUUCUUUGACCGAGACCCAACGUUCUUCCACUACAUCUUCCACCUUUACUACAGUAACAUGCUGUGGGUGAUGGAGAGCGUGUGUCCCAUUCACUUUGAGGAAGAAAUUGAGUUUUGGGGUUUAAACCUGAAUGACACGCCUUGCUGCUGUCGAAUCCUGUACGAGGAAAAAGUGGAUGAAAUUCGAGACCAGCUUAAGGUGAAUAAAGAACUGAUGGCUGAAAUUGAGCCUGUUCACAAUGAUGAAGGAUUUAAAACAAUGUUUCUGGGUGAUUUUCGUAAGACUCUUUGGGAUUUAAUGGAAAAUCCAUACUCGUCAGUGGGAGCAAAGUUUUUCGCUGUGUUGUCCACCACCUUUGUGCUCAUCUCAAUUGUGGCCAUGACUCUAAACACAGUGAGUGAACUGACAGAAUAUAAAAUUUAUGGAAGAACCUACAUGGAGUUUGUUGAAAUCAUGUCAAUUCUCUUCUUCACCACUGAGUAUUUCCUUCGUCUCUUGACCACCUGCAAUGUGAAGAAUUUCCUGAAAAGUGGCCUGAACUUUGUGGACUUGGUAGCGGUGAUGCCAUAUUUUAUCCAGCUGGUGUUUGAGAUGUUUUCUGAUCAGGAAGAUCUCAGUGUUCAAGACGACCUCAAAACAAUGGCACGAGUGAGCAAAGUCAGCAAAGUACUGAAAAUUGUCAAAUUGAUGAGAAUUUUUCGCAUUCUAAAAUUAGCAAGACACUCAACAGGAAUGCGAGCUUUUGGUUUCACUCUGCGUCAGUGUUUCGAGCAGGUGUGCUGCUUAUUUUUAUUUAUUAUUAUGGGAAUCUUUGUUUUUUCGGCUCUAAUGUACUCGGUGGAACAGGACGUGAUGGGAACUCCGUUCAGCAGCAUUCCAGAUACGUGGUGGUGGGCAGCAGUGAGCAUCUCCACAGUGGGUUACGGCGAUGUGAUUCCAGUUUCAUUUUCUGGUUGUGUUGUGGCAUUCGGCUGCAUUUCAUUCGGGAUUAUUUUAAAUGGAAUGCCAAUUUCUAUACUCUUUAAUAAAUUUUCAGAUUAUUAUGCCAAACUCAAAGCACAGGAAUAUACCAACACUAAAGUCCAGCACAGUCUGCACCUCAGAAAACGCCUACAACGAAAGUUUGAGAAUUGUUUUAAUCCUCAAGACAUUGAAACAGACAGCGAAUUUCAACCUCAAAGAUGAAACUUUACACAGUGGUUUAUUAUAAUCUGAUCGAAUGGGUUGAUCCUGAAUUUCUGUCAGUAGUGUUUAAUCAUUAUUAAGUGCUUUAAAGCAAAUAUUCACUUUAAUAAAAGUUCUCAUUUUGGUUGUAGGUAAAUAUUUGUGGUCAAUAAGUUAUUAAUGUUAUUAGGUGUGUAUUAGGUGUAUACUAAUCACCAUCAUGAUGUUCUCAAAAGUUUAAUAGAACUUAUUUUGAAAUAAUAUAGUAGAUGAUAUUUAACACAUCUAUUAAUGUAAGUCUUAAAACUGAACAUUUAAACAUGCACCAAUCUUCUUUGUGGAGAUUUAAUUUAUGUCCCAUACAGUCGAAGUGAUUUAAGGAUAAAGUGUUAAUCAGCUUUAAGACUUAAUGCAUUAACGGACGAACUGGUGAGUCUUUAACAAAGCCUGCAGUGUGAAAAUUUCUGAAAAUGUCUCACACUUAAUAAAUAAAAAUGUCAGUAAAUAAAAGGGUUUUUUUUUAACUGAAUUUCAAAUUUUUUUUGUAAUUUGAAAGUUAUAGCACUAUACCAACUCUGUGACCUGAACAUUUUAUAUUAAAUUUCAAAUUAAAUGACAUUUUGUACUCCUGAACUCCUGACAUUUUCUGGUGUUUAUACACACACACACACACACACACACACACACACGCACGUCCUGCUGCUCUGCCCUGGAGAUGUCCCUUACCUGCUCGUUAUUUUUUGUUAUUAAUAAACCUGUAUUUAUCUGUGUAGCUCUUUAUCAUGUGCUUAGCUGAUUUACUGUGUGCCAGUGUUCAAGAUGUUUCUACAGUGCAUCCGGAAAGUAUUCACAGCGCUUCACUUUUUCCACAUUUUGUUACAAACAAUACCCCAUAAUGACAACAUGAAAGAAGUUUGUUUGAAAUCUUUGCAAAUUUAUUAAAAAUGAAAAAACAAAAAAAGCACAUUUACAUAAGUAUUCACAGCCUUGUGCCUUAAGUGAAGCGCUGUGAAUACUUUCCGGAUGCACUGUAUGUCUGGUUCUGCCUGGAAAACUCUCUCUGUGUGAAUAAAUAGAGUCAUG
Molecule: messenger RNA, 2741 nt
Organism: Ictalurus punctatus (channel catfish)
Lineage: Eukaryota; Metazoa; Chordata; Actinopteri; Siluriformes; Ictaluridae
Product: potassium voltage-gated channel subfamily V member 2
Exons: 2
Coding region: 81-1679 (532 amino acids)
Biological process (GO): protein homooligomerization; potassium ion transmembrane transport
Cellular component (GO): membrane; voltage-gated potassium channel complex
Molecular function (GO): delayed rectifier potassium channel activity
Source: RefSeq, a predicted model, not a curated record